AUGCACAGACAACUCUUAUCUUGCAGCAGCAGCAGCAGCAGCAGCAGCAGCAGCAGCAGCCGCAGCAGGAGCAGCAGCAGCAUACUCAGCAGCAGCAAAAGCAGCAGCAGCAUAAGCAGCAGCAGUAGCCUGCCGAUGGGUUCCUUGCUGCUGCCCCAGCAGCAGCAGCAGCAGCACCAGCACCAGCAACAGCAGCAGCAGCAACAGCAGCAGCAGCAGCAGCAGCAGCAGAUCUCUCGUAAGCUGCUGCCGCAGCUGCUGUUACUGGAGAGGGUUAUAGCAGCAAGAAGCCCCACUGAGUUGCUGCGGCUGCUGCAGCAGCAGCACAAACACAUCAACGCGGAUGCUGCUGCUGCUGCUGUCAUCCGAUUCGCCAAAAUGCAGCAGCAGCAGCAGCAGCAGCAGCAGCAGCAGCAAACGAUUCAAAUGAACGAACAGUUUCACCGGUUGCUGCUGCUGCUGCAGCUGCAGCUGGCUCUCGGGGGCGGCCUGCGUCUCUGCAACUUGGCGAACAUCCCCUGGGCCUUCGCGCGGCUGCAGCUCAGCAGCAGCAAACACAAAACCCUCGCCGAAGAAAUCCUGCGCCAAGUCGAGUCCCGUCUCCUGCAGCCGCAUCAGGAGCAGCAGCACGGCCAGCAGCAGCAGCAGCAGCAGCAGCAGCAGCAGCAGCUGCUGGCGCUGCAGCAGCUGCGUUGCAGCGGUUUGUGUUUGCUGCUGUGGGGGUUUACUAAGGCGAAGGCAACGGAAGGGUUUUGGGUUUCUCUUGCUGCUGCUCUGCGGCAAAAACUGCAUCUCUUUAACCCCCAUGAGGUGGCGAGUUUGUUAUAUUCCUUCGCCAGGGCUAAAGACAGACGGGCUGUAGCAGCAGCAGCAGCAGCAGCAGCAGCAGCAGCAGAAACAGAAGCAGCAGCAGCAGCAACAGCAACAACAACAGCAGCAGAAACGGAAGCAGCAGCAGCAAAAGCAGAAACCGAGAUAGCUGCAGCAGCAACAGAGACAGCAGCAACAGAUACAGCAGCAACAGAAACAGCAGCAGCAACAGAAACAGCAGCAGCAACACAAACAGCAGCAGCAACAGCAGCAGAAGCAACAGAGCCGGAACCAGCAACAGGCGCAGCAACAGCAACGACGACACCAACAGCAGCAGCAGCAUUAGAACCAGCAGCAGCAGCAGCAGCAGCAGCAGUUCCUGCAGCAGCAGCAGCAGCAGCAGCAGCAGGCAGCAGGCAGUGUUUGUUGUCGCUGCUGGCUGAGAGAGCUGCUGCUCUCGCUGCUGCAAUGAAGGGCCGCAGCAUCAGCACUGCAGCUCUUGCUCUAACUCACCUAGCAUCCAGCAUCAACAGCAGCAGCAGCAGCAGCAGCAGCAGCAGCAGCAGCAGCAGCAGCAGCAGCAGCAGCAGCAGCACGAUAAGCAGCAGCAUUGCUGCCAGCAAGGCCGCCUUUAUGGCUGGUGCUGCAGCACAGAUAAUCGCCAAGGCCCAUACCUUUGACCCGCAGGUGCGUCGCAGCAGCAGCAGCAGCAGCAGCAGCAGCAGCAGCAGCGGCAGCAGGAGUGGUGCGAGCAAGACUAGCGUUGAUUCGUAUUCUAUAGAGUACCAGCAGCAGCAACAACAGCUGCUGCAGCAGCAACAGCAGCAGCAGCAGCAGCAGCAGCUGCUGCAGCUGUUGGGGGCAACACUAGACAGCCUUGCUGCUGCGCUGCAGAAGCAGCAGCAGCACCUGCAGCCGCAGGGACUCUGCAUUGGCUGCUUGGUGCUGAGCCGCACCAAAUGGAGAGACAAACACCACCUCUUUAAAACACUAGAAAACCAAGGUUUCUGCGUUGUUGCAGCUGUUGAAGCUUAA
Eimeria mitis is the source of this 1845-nucleotide messenger RNA. RefSeq lists its product as uncharacterized. NCBI's taxonomy places the organism in Eukaryota, Apicomplexa, Conoidasida, Eucoccidiorida, Eimeriidae. The record is from RefSeq and is a predicted model, not a curated record.